Contarinia nasturtii (swede midge) is the source of this 3907-nucleotide messenger RNA. RefSeq names its product flocculation protein FLO11 (gene zld). The record is from RefSeq and is a predicted model, not a curated record. NCBI's taxonomy places the organism in Eukaryota, Metazoa, Arthropoda, Insecta, Diptera, Cecidomyiidae. The coding region runs from base 222 to 3560 and encodes 1112 amino acids. The transcript has 2 exons.
GUUUAAUUUUAAUUUUUGUCGUUAUCCAUGGUUGUUUAAUAUGUGAAUGGAAAUUAAAAAAAAAAAAAUAAUAAAAUUCAAAUUCGAGCGAAACAAAAUAAAUAAAUAAUCAAACAAUUAAAUCACGUGGAUCACAUUUUAAAUAUUUUGAGGACCGAAUGUAAAGUGUACAUUAAUGUUAAAACGCGCGAAUAACAGCGACAGUUUUUGUGUGAGAAAAUAUGGCACACGGAGGAACACAGAAUGUUCCUCCGUCUGAGCAACGCAGUAUGAACAAUAAUUUUUGUAAUACAUGUGGUGUUACAUUUGAUAGUAGUGAAUCAUUGCAAGUACAUAUCCACAAUAAUCACAAUCAGCCCGUUUCAGCGGCAGCUGAUUCAAGUGAUAAUCAGCCACCGACACCGCAAUCCACGGCAAAUGGUGAAACAAAUCAACAACAGCAACAACAACAACAAGCAUUAAAUAAUCAUUAUAAUCGGCAUUCUCAGGAGUUUUCAAACGUGAAUAGCAAUUUGAAUCAGUUACCAAAUUAUCAUCAUCAACCAAGUGAAAUGCAUUAUCCAAGCUAUAUGUCAAAUUACGAUCAGUAUUAUCAUCAGCAUUCGAUUGAGUACGGUUUACCGCCAAUAACGUCGCACUAUACAUUGUCGGCAUCGCAAUCACAGCCCGAGUACAAAACUGUGCCUUCAUCGAAUCGCUUUCAUCCAUAUGGCGCUAUGUCGAAUAGUUUAACGGUACAUCAUCCGUAUCCAUCGCAUCAUGCGCCCCACAAUCACAAUGCACAGCAUAAUCAAUCACAAAAUGGGCCAGCAAUUGCUGCUGCAGCAGCUAUUUCAGCAGCCGCCGCCCAAAGUUCAAUGAGUCCAAGUGUUGUGACAUCAUCGAGUCCGAUUCAAAAUAAUUUAAUGAAUUCGACCACGGUUCCAUCGUCAAUGGCACAAACACCACAAAAUAGCCAACCGACACCGUCACCAUCGCCAAGACAAUGCGAUAAGUGUGGCGUUGUUUGCGAUACCAUUUCACAAUUGGCUGAACAUCAAGCAACGGCCCAUAAUGCCACAAAUAAUUCAAGUGAAUCAACGAUCAAUCGUAGUGGUGGAAACGGUGACAUCGAAAAUGAUAUUCCAUCAUUCCAAUACUCAAACUUUGCCCAACCAAAAGAAGAACCACAUCCGCCAGAUUGCGAUAUUCUCGAUUUGGAUUCACAAAAAAUGGUGUAUCCACCUCACGAUAUGAACCAACAAGGGCCAUUGCCGCCAAUGCAUUCACUUCAUCCGAUGCAAAGGCCGAUGAUGUGGCCACCGCACGGACCGCCACCGCCACACGAAACCAAUAGUUUUCUACCGAUUCCGUCAAAUCACAAUCAGAAUGAUCUGAAACCGCCAAUGUUUGGUUCGAUUAAAAAUGAAUUUUCACCGCAAAUCAUUAAACAGGAGGCACCACAUCAUCUCACACAAUUGCCAAGCACACCAACGAAUCCACCGCAAUCGGAAUUGUCGAAAUCAUUUGGUGGCAGUGAUGGUAGUCAAACAAGCCCAUCCGAAUUUCCGAGCACAACAACGCCACAAGAUGGACCACAGUUUCGUACUUUUGAAGCUGCCACUUCAUCGUUGCCGAAUGGAGGACCGAUUAUGAAGGCAACUUCAUGGAAAUCGAAUGAAGCGCGUCGACCAAAAACAUACAAUUGUACCGCGUGUAAUAAAUGGUUUACCAGUUCAGGCCAUUUGAAGCGUCAUUACAAUACAACUUUACACAAAAAUGCAGUGAAAUCGAGUGGUCAACCAGAUCCAGCCACUUUACCGAUCAGUGCACACCAUCAUCCGGCUCGUGAUCCAAAUUCAAAACAUCAUCGUUACAACAAUAAUAAAACGACUCACAACAACAAUUCGAUUGUACAACAGCAAUCGGCACAGCAAGUACAAGCACCACCACAACAACAACAAUCGACGUUACCAAACAUUGAUUCAACACGAACAACCGAAUUUGCAUCACAAUUCACACCGUUUGCGCCACAAUCACAACCAACGAAUCCGAUGGGGUUUCAACAAUACCCAAACUCAAUGCAAUCCAAUGCUUCGAUUCACCCAAACGCGCAAGCAGGUCUCUGCGGCCCUGUCUCCCAGCCGAGAGACCUGCUGACUUACUCGGACCUCACGGGAGUUCACAGCAGCAGCAACAACAGCAGUCAAUUGUUGGUACAGGAUUUUAUCCAGGUGCCGCAGAUGCAGCAAAUUUUACCGGAAUCCACCAUCAUGCAAAGCAUCACCUCAAUGGAGCAUUGCAACAUCAUAACGCCUAUAACUAUCAACACCAGCAUCACCCAAUCGUAUCCGCACAUGCAGCGACCGGCGGAGGACCCGAACUAUAUUAUUGGUAAUCAUAUGAUGCACACAGGUAAUUCAAAUCAAAGUACAACACCACCCAUGUCAUACUAUAGCAAUGAGUAUGAUGAGCACUAUGAUAACGUUUAUCAUAAUCUAAGUGACGAUGAAAAAGACAUUAAAUGCUUUCCGAAUACAAUUCCGGCUAUAACUGCAUUGCGGCGAUUAAACAAUGACAUUCAGCAUGCCGAUACAGUUCCACCAUUUUCACCCGACAUUCCAGACAAACGAAUGUCAGUGUCAUAUCAAUCACCACAAUCGGGUGAAAUUGUGCCAUCACACCUAUCGCCAAAUGCACCAAAUCAUUGUACGGCCGAUAUUCCAAAAAAUGAAGCAUCCAUUGGCAAUGAGCCAAGUUCACCAAGCAUCACAUCAACCAAUGCAUUUGAACACUUUCCAUCAAAUAAAUGCACAAACAAUGCCAAUACAAAUGGAAAAAAUCGCAAAACAAAUAAACGUCGUACGGUUAUUGAUACAUCAAAAUUAAUAACAGACACAAUACCAGCGGGAAACGAUCCACUACGGUGCGAUCCAUGUGAUAAAGUUUUCAACAAAGCUUGUUAUUUAACGCAACACAAUAAAACAUUUCACUCCGGUGAAAAGCCGUUCAAGUGCCAGAGAUGCGGAAAACGAUUUCCAUGCGAUCAAACGCACACCGAGCACAUGGCAAAACACAAUGGAAACAAGCCAUUCAAAUGCAAUCAAUGUGUUAAACAAUUCAAUCACAAAACCGAUUUGCGGCGGCAUAUGUGCUUGCACACGGGCACCAAACCAUACAUUUGUGAAAUAUGUCAAAAGGGUUUCAUACGCAAAGAUCACAUGGUCAAACACGGUCUUACACAUUUAAAGCGAAAAAACGGUGGCGAUUCAAACACACCGUCGGCAACAAAAGCCAAAGCAGCGAAAGCAGCAGCAGCAGCAGCGGCAGAAGAAAAACCAACCAACGAGCAACUGUCAUCGACGGAAAAAUUUGAACAAUUGGGCGUGACAAAGAAGCAAAGAGGAUAUGUCCUCGAAAUCGAUUUGAAUGCACCAGUUAAUCGAGUCAAGUACAAACAAUCCACGAUCGACGCAAUGCUCACUAAAACCAAGAGAAAAAAAGAGAACAAAGAAAACAUUCAAUCGAGUCAAAAAGUAGCGCACUCCAUUGCAGACUUGGUUUUAAAUUUUGAAUACUGAUUCAUUUGCGCAAACAGUUCAAACAUCUACCUCAAUUGAAAUAUACUAUAUAAUAAUUUAAAAGGAGAGCGAAAACUAAAUAGAAAUCUAACAGAAGAAGAAAUAACAAAGACACACCAUAAGACAUUUUUUGAAAAGAUUAUUUAAAUAUUGUAAUGUAUUUGCAUGUAAAACUGAGUCAAACAUUAUUUUUGGGGUGAAUUUUAUGCCAGAGCCUCAUCAUACGAUAUUCUUUUUUGCAUUGAAUUGAAAUAUACGAUAAAAAUGUUUUUAGAACAUUUAUUUACACUACCUCAAAAACUUAUAGCAUUUUUUAAUGUCAAUAUGAUAAACCGAUGAAAAAAAAA